CAAGGACCCCGUGGGGUGCAGGGCAUGCUCUGCCCUGAGGCCCAAGGUGAGGGGUGGCCUGGCAGCCGCUCUUGUCCCAGGGAGAAAGUGUUACGCAAGCAGGUGAUGCGGCGAUUAGAGACUGAAAGCCACCUCAACUCCAACGCCCAGCCUGCCUUCGGAGCCGCCCUGAGGGAUCAGGUUCUCCCAAGAGGGGAGACGCCUUCCUCUUGGUACCUGUACCCAGGGUAUAAAAGCAGGCACGGGAGGCAGGCACCUGUGCCCGCUGGCUCGGUCCAAGCCGCCUCCUGGCCAGGCCAGCCAGGGUUUCAGCCAUGGAAGCCAGCGCAGCCACCCUUCUCCUCCUGGCUCUCUGCCUUGCCUGCCUCCUGCUGCUCCGAGGAGGAGGAGGACGAUGGGGCACCAAGGCACGCCUGCCUCCCGGACCGCGGCCCUUGCCCUUCAUCGGCAACCUGCCUCACCUGGAUACCAAGAACAUGAUCAAGUCUCUGCUGCAGCUCAGCAGGCAGUACGGCUCGCUCUUCACCAUCCACUUGGGGUCCCGGCCGGUGGUGGUGCUCUGUGGGUACCAGGUGGUGAAGGAGGCCCUGGUGGACCGAGGCGAGGAGUUCAGUGGCCGCGGAGACAUGCCGGUCUUGUUCCGAUUCACUCAGGGGAACGGCGUCGCCUUCUCCAACGGGGAGAAGUGGAAGGUCCUGAGGCGCUUUGCCAUCCAGACCUUGCGGGACUUCGGCAUGGGCAAGCGCAGCAUUGAGGAGCGGAUCCAGGAGGAGGCCCAGUGCCUGGUGAAGGAGCUGGCCAAGAGGACAGAGCCCUUUGACCCCACGUUCCUGCUGGGCUGCUCGGUCUCCAACAUCAUCUGCUCCAUCGUCUUUGGAGAUCGGUUUGACUACGAGGACCAGCAUUUCCUGACCUUCAUUGGGCUGAUCAACGACAACUUCCGCCUCUUCAGCUCUCCUUGUGCCCAGAUGUACAACAUUUUCCCUCACAUCAUGUAUUACCUGCCUGGACCCCACAACCGGAUAUUUGCCAACUUUGAGAAGCUGCGGGUCCUGGUGAGGGAGAUGGUCAAGGCCCACCAGGCCAGCCUGGACCCCAGCUGCCCACGCGACUUUAUAGACUGCUUCCUCCUGAAGAUGCAGCAGGAGAAGGAAGACCCCUGCAGCUUCUUCCACACCGACACUUUGAUCAUGACUACCCACAACCUCUUCUUUGCGGGCACCGAGACCAUCAGCACCACCCUCCGCUACGCCAUCCUCAUCCUCAUGAAGUUCCCCGAAGUGGCUGCCAAGGUGCAGGAGGAGAUUGCAAAGGUCAUUGGCCCCGAGCGCCUCCCCUCCAUUGCUGACCGGGCGAGGAUGCCCUACACGGAUGCCGUGAUCCACGAGGUCCAGAGGUUUGCAGACAUCAUCCCCAUGGGCAUCCCCCACGCCCUGACCAAGGACACCCAUUUCCGGGGCUUCUUCUUUCCGGAGGGCACCAACGUCUGGCCUUUCUUCCACUCCGUGCACCAAGACCCCACCCAGUUCAAGGAGCCCGGCAGGUUCGACCCCGGGCACUUCCUGGACGAGGAGGGCGCCUUCCGCCGCUCCAACGCCUUCAUGCCCUUCUCGGCGGGGAAACGGCUGUGCCUGGGCGAGGCCUUGGCGCGCAUGGAGCUCUUCCUCUUCCUGACCGUCCUCCUGCAGCGCUUCUCCUUCCAGCCCGGCUGCCCCCGCGACCGGCUCGACCUCUCGCCCCUCGCCAGCGGCAUCGGGAACGUGCCUCGGCCCUACACCUGCCGCCCGCUGCCCCGCUGAGGCCGC
Pseudonaja textilis is the source of this 1805-nucleotide messenger RNA. Its product is annotated as cytochrome P450 2F3-like. The record is from RefSeq and is a predicted model, not a curated record. Gene Ontology annotation, biological process: xenobiotic metabolic process; epoxygenase P450 pathway. Gene Ontology annotation, molecular function: oxygen binding; oxidoreductase activity, acting on paired donors, with incorporation or reduction of molecular oxygen, reduced flavin or flavoprotein as one donor, and incorporation of one atom of oxygen; arachidonate epoxygenase activity. Gene Ontology annotation, cellular component: cytoplasm; intracellular membrane-bounded organelle. NCBI's taxonomy places the organism in Eukaryota, Metazoa, Chordata, Lepidosauria, Squamata, Elapidae.